Molecule: messenger RNA, 840 nt
Organism: Oikopleura dioica
Lineage: Eukaryota; Metazoa; Chordata; Appendicularia; Copelata; Oikopleuridae
Source: the annotation of a GenBank genome assembly
AUGUUGGCCAGAGAUGUCCUUUUAACAGUUGGCAAUCAUGACAUUGUUCUUCAGCUGCUUGAUGUCUACGACAAGAUACAAGCAGUUCGAACAUUGAUUCGUCGAUUGGGUGGACGAUCGCUACUAGACGGAAAUUACGAAAACUAUUUCGAGUAUACAAACGAGGAGACCAGCAUGGAUCAGUUUAUGGUCGACCACAAGAGUUACCAAAGGGUCGUCAAAAGCAUCGGAUCAAGGCUGACGAGACUCGUAGGCCUCGAGGCAAGCAUCAGGGACGCAAUGGAGACGGACGAAGCGCAGACAGAAAUUGAGCGACUUUUCACUGUCCGGGAGAAUCUGACCGGCUUGGCAGAUCGGAUUGAAAGAAAGCGGGAAGAAUUAAUAAAUAUGACGGAGCGACAUAUGAUAAAUGAAGAUUUUUUGAUGGCUCGUGCAACAGUGAAAGCAAUUAAAAGGAAAGACAUUGCGAUAUGGACAAUCCGUGCUUAUGACACGAUGGAUGGUACCUCAAGAAUGCUGAAACGAGUGAUGGAACAAACAGUGAAUGCCAACAAUGCGCGCGAACUAAGCCGAUUGCGACGAGAAACAGAACGCGAUCACCAAGACAUAGUGAAGAUCCAAAAUGACUUCAAGAUUACUGGAAGAGCGUUCAGCUCCUACCUAGCAGGCAUGGGACACCGUGGGAUGGAGAUGUGGGAACGAGUAAGAAGAGCGCGACGUGACAGAUAUGGCCCGAUUGCGCGAAUUUUGGAAGUUCACCGACAACUUGUCGCCCUCACUAGGCGAGUGAAAUGGCGAAAAAGAUACGUCAAGCACUUCCUUACCACCGAAUUAGAAUAA